Molecule: messenger RNA, 4658 nt
Organism: Branchiostoma belcheri (Belcher's lancelet)
Lineage: Eukaryota; Metazoa; Chordata; Leptocardii; Amphioxiformes; Branchiostomatidae
Exons: 2
Coding region: 46-2424 (792 amino acids)
Source: RefSeq, a predicted model, not a curated record
CCUCCCAGUGGCUCUUAUUUUCUUAUGGAUGCUUCCUAAUGACGGAUGGCCAACCGAGGGUCAGCCGGGAUUUAUUCAACGUACUACUGCCAACUUGUUCCGGUCGUCAGCCUGAAUUGCUUCCUGGUUCAGAAGAUGUCCAUCUCGGCAGGGAUCAUCGUAUUCGAGGGUAAAUUCCUGCCAGAAGUCGUCCGUCAGGGGCGGAAGUACCUCCCGGUGGACGCCGUGGUCGCUGUGAUGUUUCCCCGGGUGCCUCGCCAUGUGGACCCGAUUGACAUCUUCCGGGAGCUCGCCGGAGUUCAGCUGCACAGAGCGACCUGGUCAGAAACUCGAAUGUUACAGAGCAUUGAGGGCGUUUCACACGGGAAACCACGGGAAGGGACCUCUCCACUCGUCUUGUUUGAAGAUUUGCAGCGGUGUUACCCAGAACUUUGCCGAAUCUGUAAGAGAUACUGCAGCCAAGUCGACAAAACACGCGAAGAAGAUUGCGGUCAACAAACUAUGCAAGCAAACGAACGCGACGGUGCAAAAAGUAGAGACAGUGAAAAAUCUCGGGCGAAACGAAAAUUCGAUAAUCUUUCGACCGUGAACAACAGCAGCACGGGGGAAACGUCCUUGUCGACAGGCGCCUCGAAAGCUGCCAGAAGCGCUGAUCUGGAACCAAAUGCCGAGUCUAUGGAGAGAAAAUGUAAGAUUGGUGUCGAGAACAAGGACACAGCUGUGGACAUAGCUGUGGACACACCUCAACAGUCUAACCAUAUCACGAACAAGAAGGAGGAUGCCAAACACAAAAGUCCCAGUGACCUUUCGACUUUAGAAAACAAGGCUAGCACUAGCGAUGAUGUGAGAUGGGUAGUCGUUGACGAGGUCACAGCGGAAAGCGAGUCAUCUUUCGUGCUAGCAGUAGGAAGUUGUGAGUCCAUUGAUGACACGCCCAGCCCCCUCACUGAGCCUAAUCACAGUCUUCCGGUUUCGAAAACGGAUUCCUGUGAAGAAGACCGCUUCAGUGAUCUGCCCGGCAAAGAGGAAGAGAGACCGGAGGAAUUCACUUCUCACCAGACAGUGACUGAUGUGUCUGCACCCCUAAAUUGUUCACCAACUGGCGAAGCUCUGUGCGGUGUCGGCAUGCAAACGUAUCCUUUGUGUACAGCGCAAACAGGUGGUGAACAGAAGGACCGGGACGAUUGCAGUGAUUCCGCCGUAGAAGAUAGCGCAGCUGGGCCACAUCUCAGCCACAGUCCGAAACCUGAAGCUUCAGUCGGGGAAACGCCAGGCGGCAGUUGUCAGCUCAAGGAUAGCGGAGACACGGGAAAGCGACACAUCCUAGGGGAGACGCCGAACACCAGAGCAGAUGGCAGGCAUUUGCAGGAGAAAACAUUCCCUGACCCAGAGGGCAAUGCUAGCGUAACAAAAGACUUGGGCCAAGUAGCGGAACCCCCGGGGUCAUUCAUCCAGCACACAGAUCAUCGUGGGAACGAAACCACCAGCAGCAGUGUGACAAAUUCUUUGCCGCCUCCGAGGCGUGAUUGUGAAGAAUCACAAAAGCCAGUGGUUGUGGCUCAUCUGCAUAGCAAAGCGGAUAAAGCCGACGCCAGUACCGACUCAAGCACAGAUUCCAGGAGAGACAGCCAACCCGCCGGGAGAGAUGCUCGACAAGCUCAGCAAGACAGAAACUUGUGGUCAUCAUUGGAGAUGUUAGACGUCUGUUGCAGAACUGGAGGGAACAUCGAAGAUCACCAGGGCCGAAGCGUGUCGUCUGGACCGGAAGACGAGGGUCGCACCGUGCGUGGAAACAUUGCGACUCUUCUUCGCAAUAACGGCGUGACUCUGCCAGAUGUGUCGCCCCCAAGGAGUAGCGGAGAAAUACCUCGAGGUUGUGAAACGGCAUCAGCAGACGCCGGUGGCCGCCUUGUCAAGGAGGAACGCUGCAUGACUGAUCUUCAAGUUCCGAAAAAAGAAACUCGAAACAUGGCGACAACAGCGGAAAGGGAAGACAAGGGAACAGCAAGCGAUACAACUGCUUCCUCUGAGAUGACCGGGAUCGGAGAAAGGUAUGGACUCCCCAUUAAUCGCCCAGUCAGCUCCCUCGAGUUAAAACACGAUGAAAAUAAGCCUAACGAUUGCAGAGGUAGCUGCAACGAGUCUACGGAUGACUCUGGGGGUGAAAAUAUUGGACUGAUCAUGGAGUGCGUUCCAGAGCCAACUUACACCAAAGCCAGGUUCAAAGUACCACAAGAAAACGCAACAAAGAAAACGACUGAAGUUGAAGAUUGCGCUGCAGCAAAACGAUGGGAUAUUGCGCCUGGUUCAACAGUUAAAGGAAGCAGAAGCCCUUCGGACGAUCAACCGAAACGCGAAGUCCACAAGGUCCUCCCUUCUCCCACGGAGACCGUGGACGGGCCAUUUCCGCCCGCACAAAAAUAGUUCAACAAGAUGCACAGCCACAACAACACAAGAUCCGAUAUUGACCGGAAAUCCGAUAUUGGCGACCCUUUUAGUAGAGAGCACGCCUCGUGGUAGCACCCCACCUUCAGAUGCGUCACCUGGCUUGAAUUCAUCACCUCCAAAGGAUACCUGUAACCAUAUGUCUCGUCGAGACGUACAACCUACAACCGCGAUGUCUGUCCAAGGCUCCGUUUCUACAAAUCCGUCCGCAACUGCUCAUCAGCCCCAGCCAAUGGAGUUGCCACGUCCCCGUCAAAGAACAGUCUUUCAAGGUCACCAAACAAGCAGCCAGGCGCUGUCGCACGACCAACUGUGGGGAAUGGGGACCGCAAAGCUGCGCAUUUGGGGAAAGUGGAGCUAAACCAGAAGAACGUGGACGUCGUACAGGUUGGUACAGCCUUCUAUUGCCGAGCGACGGCCGUCAGUACCGGCGUGCCAAGCUUCACCUCCAGCAUGCUGAAGAAGCUGUGCCCGAUCUUCGGCGUCGAGUACAUCAACGUCGACCAGGUACGCGCGGGGGUGAUGUCUUGCUUCGAGUCGCUCGGAUACUCGCAGAUCCGAUGCCUAGGCGCUCGCACGUGGAGACUGUUUGCUUUACUGUCGUUUCUCGAAACUGCCUUCUGCAGUGUUGACAGGAAGGAGAGGCCCACAACGGAAACGGCCAUUCGCCUGGCAAGGGAAGCAAUAUCGUUGAAGGUGAUUAGUAACAACGACAUUGUAGUUCGCGGCCAUGCGGUGUUGAUAUAUUACCGCAGCGGUGGAGCCUAUAUUCCCGUGAAGGAAUUCCAGCGAAUCUACCCUAGGAUGUCGAUUGAAUUGCCUGAUGGAAACUUGUGCUGAGCUGAACGUCACGGUUGCCCUGGGCCCACCGGCAGUGGUGAGAGCAAUCGGCGAUACUGUGACUACGUUGUCUUCAGCUUCUCCGGACCUCGACGACUUUCAAGUCGUUACAGUGUCACUGGAUCUACGGGACAUGACCAAACUCCUCCUGCGGCUAGAGAACAUCCCGAGACCAGACUCCAGCGUCCACAACCCUCGGCGGAGGAGAACCCAGUCACCAUACAGGGAACACAAAUGAACGUUGCUGCUAGUACAAGUGAUAGUUCGGCCACCAAACCUAAAUGCCCACCACCUUCGAUAGAGAAGCCUGUUCCUACGUCAGCAAUGAAAAUGGAGGUGAUGGAGGUUACAAGUGAUGAUAUUGCUGGGCCCAAGUUGAUUCGAAACACCACACCGUCCGUAGUGGCUGGGUCUGUAGGUCAAGGUCCUGCAAGGGAAGCGACGGCAAGUCCUACCGUUGACGAACCUGCAAAUGCAACGGCCUCGACGAAGCAUGCCGGUCGCGCCAAUGACAGUCGUGCCAGUAUAAAUCCGUCCACGUCUAACCACACCGCUGGUAAGUGUGCAUCUCUACGUAAGCUACGUAUAUCUUCUUCACUACCAAUCCACACCCAGGAACACUCUUCGGCACGUGACGCUGGGCCUUCUGAUGCCAAUGAUGUAGCAACCCCAACACAGCCGUUGGAGACGGUCCCAAUAAACUGUAACCAGGGUAUGAACCACAGAGAAUCUGCAGCUAGUCUGGAGAUGCAGCCACUCAGCAGUAACACUCUUCCUACUCAUGUGACAGAAGCCGACAAGCCUUCAAAGCCACGUGGUUUAACCAAGGAGCUCCUUGGUGUACGUGUAACUAGUGACGGCCGAAUAGGUACGAUGGCGUCGUCUGCUGCUGCAACCACCCUGGUAAAGACGACGACUGCACAGUCGGCAUCUAAUGGUUGGAAAGCGGUCGGUGUGACGACUCAGCGUCGUCCCGUCCCGGAACCACGUGGGGAUACCGGCAACACCGCUGAACCAGUCCAGGCAACGUUAGCGACAAACACAACGAUCGGCGUGACAGUCCAGCAUUGUCCCGUCCCGGAACCCCGUGGGGAUACCGGCAACACCGCUGAACCAGUCCAGGCAACGUUAGCGACAAAGUCAACGGUCGGUGAUAUACCCGAAAACACGAUGGCGUAUCCGCCGCCACAAGAUGCCAGGCACUGUCAACGUGGUGUUGUAGACAUCGCUGACCAAAAAAGGAUCUGCUGCUGGUCCUGAGAACCAGUCACUCUGCAGUAACACUCUUCCUACUAAUGUGCCAGAAGACGACAAGCCUUCAAAGCCACGCGGUAUUUCCAAGGAGCUCCUUGGUGUAACUAGUGACGGCCAAA